Porites lobata is the source of this 3120-nucleotide messenger RNA. The record is from the annotation of a GenBank genome assembly. Lineage: Eukaryota; Metazoa; Cnidaria; Anthozoa; Scleractinia; Poritidae.
AUGGAUCCUGACGCUGAACAACACUACAUUGAACUGUUGGAACAGUGGAAGAAAGACGAGGACAACGUGAAAGAUAAGUUAGAGAAAGUCAUGAAAAAGCUGGAUGAAAUUGCUAUUGAAGGUUAGUUAGUACUAGUCUACUGAAAGGCAACCUGUUGACCUGUUGUAGUAUGCCCGGAUGUCAUCCUGCAUAUUGUACUUAGUUAAUCCAGUUCCAGUUCCUUACAUUUCGAUCUCUAAGUCUUAAUUGGUGAACAAUGCAAAUAUAGAGGCAAGAACUUAACGUAUUAACAACUAAAAACCGGAGAUUGAGCUUUUUGUAAAUUUUUUACCUCAGGUGUACCUUUCCAAUGUUUUGAACAGGUUAUUAUUUUCAGUAUGUGGAAGAGCAGGUCACUGAGUUGGAUCAGGAGAACUGUUUCUGUUCAGUGGCGAAAAUAAUGAUGACCUUCUCCUCAACGGUAAUGUGCUUUUAAUCGGAUAAUGCCCUCGCUCCUUGGGAGAAAGAAGAAAAAAGAUCUCGAACGUACGGCCUCGAGGCCAAGGCAUUAUCCUCUGUUAAAUUCAAUCAGGCACAAGGUCAUUUACGGACGGCUUGCCCCCACUCAAAAAAGCAACUUUAGUUGCCCAUGAGAUUGUAACACAUUGUUACUUGUGAACCUAGUCUUUCACCGUCCGUAGAAUUCCGAAUCUAAUUCCCUUUGAAUACAGGCCUUUUUUUACAAAAUUCGAAACGCAAUAAAGUCUCCCACAAAAGCCCCUCCGUACGUAAGCGCCACCUUGCCUUACACCUUGCCUAGUCCCCAAAAGGCGUCUUCCCAGGCCUUCUCGGUCACUGUAUUUUGGUGACGUAUCCGAGAGGAACGCAUCGGCCGAGCGCAAUAAUUCACUUUCCGUGGCUUUCAUCUGCAAAAUUGCCCUCACCUGCAAAAUACCGUAUAUUUCCUUGAAUAAUAGCCAUCUCUCUAUUAGUCGCCUCCCUUGAAUAAUUGCCCCCCUUUGAUGGAAAUGUUUGAAAUAAUCACCUCCCUCGAAUAAUCGCCCCCGGCUAUUACUCGAGGAAAUACGGUACACAGUGCGUAUGGAGAUUGAAGAAGACAUUCUCCUAGAAUUUUUGCAACGACAAUCACCUCGCACCGGUUAGUUUUCGACGUUAGCCAAUGACGGGACAUUUUGUCCUAGCACCCUUUCCCUCUUCGGGGUAUAGGUACGGGUCAGCCUAGAAAGGGUACACUAUGACAAAGCAGGCCAUAAUUGACUGAUGUAUAAACAAAUUGGUCUUUUUUAGUGAAAACCUUGAAGCCGUCAGAAAAGAAGUUUGGAUCAAUUAUGUGUAAAGAGAAAUAUCAUGAAAAUGAACCAGUGGAAUACUUCUGUAAAGACUGCAAAGUUUGCAUUUGUCACAAAUGUGGAGUGACAGUUCACAACCACCACAACAAGAAGGAUAUACAACAUGCUACUGAAGACAUAAAAAGUCAAAUGGAAACAACUGUUAAAAAAAUUAAGGCGAAAGCGGUCAGUGUUGAAGCGAAGGUGACGGAACAAACUAAUCUAAAGCUGAAAACCCAGGAAGAGAUCUGUUCCGCUGAAAGGGAGAUGAUUAAGGCUGUGGAAGAAAAAAUUCGCCUCUUGAACAAACAUAGAGCAGAUGUAAAAACAAAAUUAUCUGAAAUCCUUGAAGCGCAAGUUGAAGAGCACGAGACUAGGAUAAAACACUUUCAAAUGGUUGCUGCACAGAUUAACAAAUUUGUAGGUAAUGGCGAAGAUUUAUUAAAACAAGAGAUCAUCGGGCCUGAAAUUCUGGAAACAGAGUGUCAUGUGGUAUUUACUGUCUUAGAAAAACUUUUGAAUGACGAGGAAAUGGAUAUCUAUAAACCAAAGUGCGUUACCUAUUGUGACAAUAACAAACAAGAAUGCCUGUUCGGUAAGAUAGUUGAAUUUCAUCCUUACCCUUCCACUCCUGUUUGAAGAGAACCCGCCAGCUGCUAGUCUGAGUUCCCCAUUUGAAGGGUCUCCAGUUAAAAGCAAAGUCGUUGCAUCUUUAGGACCAGACAGGAUAAUAAAAAUCUGUCACACCGUCAGCGUUGCAGUGAGUGAAACGACUGGGUACAUUGCCGUGAUAGAGCAGUUCAAACAUGGAGUUCAUUUGUUUGAUUCUGAAUGGAAAUUUCUGAGGACGAUAGGAGACAAGGGGACUGGUGGAGGGGUAAUGGAAAAUCUGAAAUCAGUGGCAUUUACUUCAUCUGGUAACAUCUUAGUGCUUCAAAUUCCAUCACCGUUUAAAAGCAGGUUGUCCGUGGGCGCUUUCCAUUUAGUCAAAAUUUCCGGAAUUUCCGGUUCGGCGGUAAAUGGAACACGUUUCGUCGGUUCGUCCCACUGGAAAAUUCCCAGAAAAAGUGGAAAAUCUAAAAAGGUGGUCCCGUUUUCCCGGUUGGAAUUUCCGAACGGAAUGUCGUGUUCCAUUGACGUUUCUUGUAGUUUGUACCAGUUCCAGGUCCACGGUCGGGCACCCGGCCAUGUACCGGGGUUUACGACCAAAUGGAACAACUUUUUACCGAUCGGAAAUUCCACUUUUGCUACCACCGAAAUUUCCGGGUUUUUUUCGUAAAUGGAAAGCGCCCCGUAUUUACAGAACGUGGUCAUUAUAUAACCGAUAUCAGUGAGCACUUGUCAGUACCACGCAGUGUAUCUGUUGGAAAAUAUGGUAAUUUGUUAGUGUGUGACAUUUUUGGCGUGAAAGUUCUUUCUCCUGAUGGCACAAAGCUCAUACAGACCAUUAAAGCUCCGCACUGUGAUGAGAACCCUUGUUUUGCUGUUUAUCACCAAGGCAUAUUUUUUGUUUCCUAUGACUCAUUACAUUGUGUGAAAACAUUCAGUGAUGAGGGGCAGUUCCUUUAUGAGAUUGGUUGCAAAGGAACUGGCGACGGGCAGCUGAGAAGCCCUCAAGGCCUUGUAAUAGACAAAUUAAACAAUCUAGUUUUAUGUGACACCAACAACAAGGGGCUUCAAGUUUUUUCUCUGGAAGGAAAAUUCCUGAACUCUGUUACUGAAGAGGUUUCUCGACCUGGGUCGGUUACUUUUGUUAACAAUGGCGACCUGCUCUUUUGUGAUUACAUGUAG